Messenger RNA from Epinephelus fuscoguttatus (brown-marbled grouper), 889 nucleotides. Its product is annotated as CMRF35-like molecule 9. The coding region runs from base 73 to 744 and encodes 223 amino acids. NCBI's taxonomy places the organism in Eukaryota, Metazoa, Chordata, Actinopteri, Perciformes, Serranidae. The transcript is spliced from 5 exons. The record is from RefSeq and is a predicted model, not a curated record.
GGCUGCAACCUUUGAAAGACUGAAAGGAAAGGGAAGCGAGGGGGAACUGAAGACUGUGGCUGGACUGACCUUAUGAUUCCCGUUCACUUGCUUUCUUGUUCAUUACCAGUCAUUUUCACGAUGAAAACAAUCUGUGCGUACUCUUGUCUUCUUUUUGCUGUGAGUGUUGUGGAGAUGACGCCUCUCAACAUAACUGGCCAUGUUGGGGGGAAUGUGACAAUUGAAUGCUCAGACUGGAACUCUGUGACUGAUGUAAAACUUAGGGUUAAGUACUUUUGUGACAGUCCAUGCACAGAAGACAAACACAUCAUCAUCAAAGCGGAAUCUGGAAAGACUAAAUAUAAAAACAGAAUAGAGGUAACUAACACAGCAGAUGGUUUAUUUGUGACCUUCACUAAUCUCCAAGAGUCAGACUCGAAGACAUAUUACUGUGGAGCAGAGAAAUUUGGCCCUGAUUUAUACAUAAAGGUCAAUCUUAAAGUCACAAAAGCUGAGUCUUACAGUCCCAAGACAACUCCAAAAAAAGUCACUGCUGGUCCCACUCUCUCAUUUACUGUGACAGACGACUCCAUCACGUCUUCAAACAGCUCAGAUAAUGUUAGUGAUAUGUCAACGUCACACACAACCCUGAAUACAAUGUUGCCUACUGCACCCGCAACAGGAGGAGCAGGAUAUGUACCGUAUUUGACUGCAGGUGUGAUUUGGAUAAUAACCAUAGUGAUGGUCGUACUGAUUCCUGCCUAGAAGAUGAAGAAACAACAGGAGGGCCGGUCCUGAUCAAGUCUACCAAUCACUCCACCAGUGCACGAUGGAUGAAGACAAAGUCUACAGCACUCUCACACCCUUCAAAAGCGAACAGCACUCCACACAGCUUUGUCACAGCGUUCAC